AUGGACGCGGUCGUGCUGGUCGGCCCGACGCCGGCGGGCGUCUCCGGGCAGUUCCACGCCCUGACUGGCCUCGCACCGCUGCCACCGCUGUGGGCGCUGGGCAAGCACCAGUGCCGCUGGAACUACAUGACCGAGAAGGAUGUUGCCACAGUGGACUCCAGCUACGACAAGUACGACAUACCGUACGAUGUUAUCUGGCUCGACAUUGAGCACACCGACGGGAAGGCGUACUUCACCUGGCACAAGGACAACUUCCCGACGCCGAAGAACAUGAUGGACGGGAUCUCCGCCAAGAACCGCAAGUUUGUGAACGUGGUCGACCCCCACAUCAAGAAAGACGACAAGUUCCACGUGUUCACCGAGAUCCGCGACAGGGGGCUCUUCAUCAAGAAGGUCGACUUCAAGAUGAUCGACGACCCCACCGACAAGAAACCAGACGAAUGGCUAGACGAGUCGCAGGCGAAGAUCGCCGACCCCGAUGCCGUGGUUCCAGAGGGCUGGAGCGAGGAGGACGACGGCAAGUGGGAUCCCCCAAAGAUCGACAAUCCCGAGUACAAGGGCGUGUGGAAGCCUCGGCAGAUCGAGGAUCCAGACUCGCCGCUGAAGGACUUCGAGGGAUGGUGCUGGCCGGGCACGUCGGGGUACCCGGACUUCCCGGACCCCAAGAUGCGCGAGUUCUGGGGCUCGCAGUUUGCGCUGGACACGUACAAGGGUACCAACGCGGACCUUUAUGUCUGGAACGACAUGAACGAGCCCUCCGUGUUCAACGGCCCCGAGGUGACCUGCCCCCGCGACGCUGUCCACCCUCACGGCGGCACGGGCGUGAAGGGCGGCGUGGAGCACCGCGACCUGCACAACAUGUACGGCUACUACGUGCACCGCGCGACCUUCGAGGGCCUCGCCAAGCGCGUGGAGGGCGACAGGCCGUUCGUGCUCACCCGGUCCUUUUUCAUCGGCUCCCACAAGUACGCGGCCAUCUGGACGGGCGACAACUACGCGAAGUGGGAGCACCUGCAGGCUUCCAUCGCGAUGGUCGGCGCGCUGGCCGUGGCGGGCCAGUCCCUGGUCGGGGCGGACGUCGGGGGCUUCUUCAAGCACCCCGAGGCCGAGAUGGUGACCCGCUGGUACCAGCUGGCCGUCCUCGCCUACCCGUUCCUGCGGAGAAUCACGCCCACCUGGAGACGCCGCGCCGGGAACCCUACAAUGAAGGCCACCAUGCUGCUUGUCAAGAGCUCCCUGCAGCUCCGGUACAAGAUGCUGCCGCUGUGGUACACGCUGUUCCAAGAGUACGCCACCCUGGGGAAGCCCGUCGUGCGGCCGCUCUUCUGGGACUUCCUGCCAGAUGUUACGACGCACAGCGACGAGGACGCCGUGGAGAAUGAGAUCAUGCUGGGCGACUCGCUGCUGGUCAGGGGCAUCUGCAAGCCUAUGGAGGGCGAGCAGGAGUCCGCGGCGGUGUACUUGCCGAAGACUUCUGGCUGGUACGAUCUCUACACUGGGGCCUUCUACAAGCCGGGGAAGCACUCCUUGAAGGUGACUAUGGAGAACAUCCCGGCGUUCUACAGGGCUGGGAAGAUCGUGCCGCUCAAGUCGCGCAUCCGCCGCAGCAGCACGUGCAUGCACCAGGACCCCCUCAGAGCCCUCGGCACUUCGUGGAGGGUGAGGAGGGAGAAGGUGAGAGGAGGCGGAGGAGAUGGGGUGGCAGACGGUGACGGCGACGGGCCCGAGAGGGAGGGGCGAGAGGGAGGGACGAGGGGGGGGCAGAGAGGGGUAGGGACGGGACAGAGAGGGCGGAGGCGGACGAGAGGAGCGCAGGAGGAUAGAGGAGCGGAGGCGGAAGAGAGGGGCGAGGACAAGCCAGGCGCGCUCGCGCCACAUCGGACAUCAUACCCCUCCCACCCGCUCCUUCCCACUGCGCUGGUGUGUGCUUUGUUCGCCGACGGGUGUCGUAGCAGAUUUGGGAUCCUCCGGUGA
Messenger RNA from Prorocentrum cordatum, 1974 nucleotides. The record is from the annotation of a GenBank genome assembly. NCBI's taxonomy places the organism in Eukaryota, Dinophyceae, Prorocentrales, Prorocentraceae.